Messenger RNA from Zea mays, 1735 nucleotides. RefSeq lists its product as uncharacterized. The transcript is spliced from 2 exons. The record is from RefSeq and is a predicted model, not a curated record. The coding region runs from base 139 to 1392 and encodes 417 amino acids. Gene Ontology annotation, molecular function: protein binding. NCBI's taxonomy places the organism in Eukaryota, Viridiplantae, Streptophyta, Magnoliopsida, Poales, Poaceae.
AUGGUUGUUUUUCGUUGGUGCGGUGCGGUUGUCAGCCAGAAUCCUGAAGCGACUAUUGUCCCUUUCAAUUCCCCUCCCCUACCUGAGGCCCUGAAGCCUGGGUAGCCGAUCCAUCCGAAAUUCCGAAACCCCUGCGGCAUGGGAAUGGAAAUCGAGAGGCCGCCGCAGCCACCGCCUGUCGCUGCUGCCAUGGCUGCGGCGGCAGCCAUUUCCACGGUGCUCGGCGACGACGACCUUCUGCGCGAGAUCCUCGUACGCCUCGGCCUCCCCACCAGUCUCCUCCGUGCCGCUCUCGUCUGCCGGCGCUGGCUCCGCCACGCCUCCGAUCCGGCCUUCCUCCGCCGAUUCCGUGACCUCAACCCGCCCCGUCUCCUCGGCGUCUACCUCUCCACCUCGUCCGGCCCCGCCCCGCGCCUGCGGUUCCUCCCGAUUCGUCCGGUCCCGGAGCUCGCCGCCGCCGCCCGCCGCGCCGGCUCCUUCUUCAACGCCUUCAAGGGAUCCUCGGCCGCUGUCUACGACAGCCGCGGUGGCCGCCUCCUCGUCACCACCUUCGAUGACCGCCACGACUCCACGCACCAGGUCUGCCGCCCGCUGUCUCCGGGCGGGGACACCACCGUGGUUCCGCCGCCCCCGCCGCCGCCGCCGAUCCAGCUCAACAACGACGAGGAGUGCCUCAUCUACCACUACGGUGAAUUCCUUCGCGAUGAUGGCGACGGCCGCUCCUACUUCUGCGUGGUGAUGGGGUUUAGUGAGCUGCAGACCACCGUGUACUUGUACGAGUUGCACAACAUCAACUGGGUUGUCAAAGCCUCGGCGGCCGUGUUGCUCGCUUUAUUGCCACCGAAACCAAGGGUUAUGCUCUUCGAUAGCGCCAACUUCUACAUGUUGUCCGCAACCAACAGGAUUCUUGUGUGUGAUUUUCCAUCCUCAAGUAUCUCAGUCAUGGAGCUCCCCAAUGGGGUGGAGAACAAGCCCGGUGGUUGCAUCAUGCUUUCCAGGGGAGAUAGUUCUGGAAUCUUUCUGAUCUAUGUCAAAGAGUUUCAGCUACACAUCUUCCACCAUAGGAUGGGCAUCAAUUAUCCAAGCAACUGGUCCCUAGUGGAUUCUGUUUCUUUGCGUCAGGUAUGCGCCAAUCUUGAUAUGGCAAGGUGGCCAUCUGUGAAUGGACCUAGUGCUGGUGUUAAAUUGUGCGCAGUUGGGGACAAUGCGGAGUUUGUGCUCUUGGAGAUAUUUGGUACUAUUGUAUUCUUGGAUAUUACAAGCAGGCAAGCAGAGAAGGUGUAUGAGCUGACACCAGAGGAUAAAGAGUUGGUCAGUGUCCGCCCCCUGAUGUUGAUAUGGCCUCCUGUUUUCCCUCAGUUGAAGGAUGCAUAUUAUGACAAAAAAGAGUGAUGCAAAGUUUCUUUUGCCCUGUGGCAGGCUCAAAAUACAGCUUCAGAGGAACCAGUUCAAAGCUCAACCUGCAGGUCCAAAGAUGAGAAUGAGAAGCAUAACAAUAUCACUGAAGAGGCUUCAUGAUGAGCACACCCUGUUCCGAGGUGGCGAGGUGUAGUAAAAACGAGAGAGAAUAAAGGGAGGCUAGUUCAUGUAAAUAACUUUGAAUAAAAAAUAGUUGUUAAACUACUUGUUUAGAUCAGAUCAUUUGAUGUAAAUAAUGAUUUAUCGAAACCCGACGGCACUUUCUAAUUAUUCGUAUGCCAGGCUUUUCUUUAUAAUCUAUAAUAAGAUUUUCUUA